CAAUACUGUCAGUAGUCGAGGGGAGGGGGGGCUAGCAGUAGCUGGCUCCGUCAGUAGUGGAGAGAGAGGGUUGGCUGUAGCAGGCUAAUUUUCCAGCAUAUAGUACAUUAGUGUUAUCAAGCUAGAUACAGUUGCGAUCUAGCCCAUUCUGUCCCAUUUUCGGCAAAAAAUCAGCUAGCUAGCUAGAUACCGUUACUUCAAGUACUAAUGGGUGUGGAGGUUGAGACCAUAUCUCCCGGAGACGGGAGGACGUUUCCAAAGAAAGGACAGACGUGUGUGGUGCAUUACACAGGCAUGUUGCAGAACGGGAAGAAAUUUGAUUCGUCGAGAGACAGAAACAAGCCCUUCAAAUUCAAGAUGGGCCGACAGGAAGUGAUCAAAGGCUGGGAGGAAGGAGUCACACAGAUGAGCCUGGGACAGAGGGCUAAGAUCACCUGCACACCAGACAUGGCUUACGGGGCCACAGGUCACCCCGGGGUCAUCCCGCCCAACGCCACCCUCAUAUUCGACGUGGAGCUCCUGAAACUCGAGUGAAGACUCCCAGAGAGGGGGAGUGGCCAUCCCUGCCCCGCCCCCGGCCCCUCCCUGCCUGACUCCGCCCCUGACCCCACCCUCUGUCCACUCCCCCGAAUGAUUUCAGCAUCUUAAACCUCUUUCUUAACCAAUCCUCUGCUUUGCUGCCAACUGUGCCAGUUAGACGCCUUUUUACAUACUGAUACCACCAUAUGGCUUCCUAUUUACCAUGUUUAUAUCUUACACAAAAAAUGUUUGAUCUUUGUUGCUUUUCAUUUUUAAGUUGUACAUUUUUAUUGAAUCUGCAAAAUAGCUGGAUCCCUAUAUAUAUAUAUAUAUAUAUAUAUAUAUAUAUAUAUAUAUAUAUAUAUAUAUAUAUAUAUAAAUAUGAGUAUUUACUGAGGUGUAGGCUGCUGCCAGGCUGUUGUGAGUGCAAGUAGGACUUGUGUACAGUAUUCUCUGUUUGAAUGGGCAUUAAGAACCCCUGUCUGCAUUGGUGCUUUUUUUCCCAGUGAGCUGAGCUGUGCUGAGUGUUUGCCGCGUUUCGCUCGUUUAGCACGUUUCUCUCUCUCUUACCGCUGGCGGCGAGGUGCGGCGCAGUCUCCCUGCAUGCUGACGGGCGCCUCAGCCCAGAGCCCGCCUCGCGCAGUCCUCCGCUCUUAAUUUGAAAAAGUUGGGCGCGUGUGUGUGGUGUCUUGCCCUUUGACCUUUGAAAGGGUGCCGUGUGGAGAGAAGCCUGUUCUGCUGAACUCUCCUGCUGAAAACGGCAACCAGUGUUCCCAACUUUUCUGCACUAAAAAAUAUUUAAUUAAACUAGUCCCCCCCCCACCCCGCCCCCUAACCCCGCAGAAGUUGCUUACUGUUACUUACAGAUGUUCCUGGGGGUUUGGACUGCAGGGAAAAUUAGUCAUGUUCUGCAUGCUCCAUUUUGGAUUUUUGGGCGCUCUGGUUAUUGCAUAAAUGAAAUGCACGUUAGAUUUUUAAAAUUAUUUUCUUUUGCUUACUUGGGUAGUAAAUCCUAGUAAUGGAGGCAAAGUACUAUGUGUAGACAGGUCUUGGAUUCUAGUUCUGGCAACAUAAAUUGGCAGGUUUGGUGACACUGAUCAGUGUCUCUGUGCUGUGGGCUUUACCUGCAGCCCUUUCUCAGGUGUGUGUGGCUCCGCCCCCUACAGGGUUACACAGGUAAAAAAAGUGAGCCAAUGAAAGAUGUGCUUUUCCAGUUUUUUUUUUCCUCUGUGACUUUUAAAAAUUCUCACAGUUGGAAGCACGUAGUACUUCACUUUACACAAUGCAACAUUAACACGCUAGCAUGUGUAAUGCUGCACAGAAAAACGGCGUGCACUAUACAUUAAUUCAUCAUGCCGAACUAGCCAUUACCCAGUCAAAAAUCACACACUCGUCUUAGGUGGCCAUUUUGCCUUCUGCAAGGCGUGGUGCAUCAUAAACAGCUCAAUUUUUGGGUUAUUCCAUUGGGUUUAUUCUAGAAUGUUCACAGUGUGCUUCACUGGAAGCUACCCACUUAAAAUCCCAGAAAUGUCUAAGUAUUUUUGUAAUGAAUAUGGAGAAUGAAGCACAAUAAUUGUUUUCUCUCAUUAAUAAACGUGUAGAGUUGAGGACGAGACAGAAAUUCUGCACGUUUUACAUUAGCACGACCACUUUCGUCCUAAGAAUUUUAAUCCGUUUGAAGUUUGAGCGAUCUCACCUGGCGCGUCACCUGUGUUUACAAAACUGUACUCUCAAAAAGUGUCACGAGCCUUUUCCAAAGGAAGAUGUUCUGAAACUCAUCGCUGAAAAGCAAAACAUAAAGAAAAGAAGACUCCAAAGAGUGAUCAUAUUAAUAUAUGUCUUGGUUUGAUACAUAAAAAAAUACAUUUAUGUCCUGUUUUAUUUUCCCUCUGGCUCAUUACCUCUGAAAUUUAGUGUCUGUUACCCAUAUCCCAUCAUGCACUGCGGCUUUCCAAUGUCCAAGCACUGCUCUGACUUGUAGCCUCUAAUUUUCUGAUCAAUGACUCAAGGAUGAAAUGACUUUUUACCGACAGCGCUCACUGACAGCUGUAAAUCUGUUCGGUUCUCUAUGUGGUCCUGUUUGGAGGCGGCGCCAGGAAUGCUGGGUAAAACUGGUGCACCAUGGGAAACCUGGAUGUGGCUGAACAAUAAUCUUCUCCUCAGUCAGCUUUUACUGGCAGUGGAGAUCUCCUGGCCUGCACUUUUACAGUUGUCACCAAAGGCAUGCCACAGCUGUAUUCACAAACAUUGUAUGAAAAUAAAUAAAUGAUUUAUGAGGAAUGACUUUAACAUUAAAA
Anguilla rostrata (American eel) is the source of this 2816-nucleotide messenger RNA. It is a transcript of the gene fkbp1b, whose product is annotated as FKBP prolyl isomerase 1B. The coding region runs from base 208 to 534 and encodes 108 amino acids. The transcript is spliced from 4 exons. Gene Ontology annotation, cellular component: sarcoplasmic reticulum membrane; cytoplasm. Gene Ontology annotation, biological process: protein peptidyl-prolyl isomerization. Lineage: Eukaryota; Metazoa; Chordata; Actinopteri; Anguilliformes; Anguillidae. Gene Ontology annotation, molecular function: peptidyl-prolyl cis-trans isomerase activity. The record is from RefSeq and is a predicted model, not a curated record.